UCUCCCUUUCUCUCUCAUCUUCUCUCUCUCUUACUGUCUGUCUGUCUCUUCAUCUUCAUCUUACUUACUAACUUACUUUCCUUGCGUUACUUUAGCGAUGUGAUUUUUACCUUCAAAGUGUUUCCAUGUUUAUACUUUCAUGAGCAUGUCUUCAUUGAUUCAUUGUAUUACCAAUAUCAUUGACUAUUUAUUAUCAUUGACAGUUGACAAAACCUUUUUACCCAAUUUGUGAUCAACAGUUACAAAAGGUAACAACAUUAAUUGUUAUGACUCUUUAAAAUGACAUUAAAUUCAUUAAUUGAAAUCAACCAAAUGUUCAUUAGUCAUUCACCGGAUAAAAUCAACAACGGUAAACAACACCAAACAUACAAUCAACCUUCAAAUUUCACGUGAUUAAUAACUUAACCAUAAUCAUUAUUAAAGAAUCAUCAAAUUUCCUAACCAACACCAACAUCAUAAUCACAAAAUCAUCAAAACCCAUUAAAACUUGUUUACUCAACCAGUGCCUUUAAACAUCAUCUUCAAUUGUUAUUUUGUUUUAUUUUUUGUUCAAAAAAAAAAAGUAAAAGUUUAUUAUUAUUUUUUAUUGAUAUUAUUUAUUAUUGAUUACCAAUUAAUAUAUUAAAUAGUUACAAUUGUAAAGUAAUUCAACACCAACAAUUCAAGGAAAAACAUUCAACUGUUGAUCAAGUUGACCGUUAACAAAAACCAAGAGAAUAAGCUAAAUCAAUCCUUUAAUUGCGAUGUUAAUCAUCAAUGGAUCCAGCUACGGUGGCCAUUGGAAACCGUUAACAUCAUUAUUAUCAUUAUUUUCAUUAAUAUCAAUCAUAUCAACAAAUUCAUUGUUUUAUCGUUUCAUUAAGGAGAAACAUUAUAUCAUCACAAAACAAUAUGAUUCAAUAUUGAAAAAAUGUGACUCUUGGCAAGUUUGCAAUAAAGUGGAUACUUAUUCAACUCCUUGGAUUGAAAAACAAUGCCGUUGUCCAAACAGUAAACCUUGUUCAUCUUCCCUCAACCCAAAUGAUGGACGAACGAUAGUUGAUAAAACAAAACAAUACAAGAUUUGUGAAUCGGCCAAUAAAUUACCAGUUUGUCGACAUUUUCGUGAUGUUACAUGGACAUUGACCAGUUUUCCUGAUAACCGAACCCAACAAAUAAUGGAAUGUGUCUGUCCUAAAAAUAGCAUAGCAUAUAUAUUUAAACAUGAAGCAUUCCAGGUUGGCCAAGGCAUUGCUAACAGAUAUUUAUUUGCCUGUUCACCAGAAAGUAAAAUGAAAUGCCAUCGUAAAGAACCUUGUCGAUUAUUUACCGUUAUGAAACGAACCGAUUUCGAGGAAGUAAACACAAGUACACUUUGUAAUUGUGGACCUCGUCAUUACUGUCCAGCUCAUCAUAUACAUCCCAAUGUGAUAGUAACAGCACCUUAUCCAUUGGACAAGAUUAAAACUUAUAGUGGUUAUUGUGCGCCUUUACAAACAUAUGGAAAUUUAACUUAACCCGUUUUUUGAAAAGCCAAGCGAGAGCCGCAAAGCAACAACUAACAACGACACACAAACGUAUAGCCAAAGGUUAACCUAGUUUAAUAUUAAUGACAAAAUUUUCAUUGAAAAUGACAAACAACGGAAACAAACAAACAAAUAAACAAACAAAACGAGAAAACAAACUUGGCAAAACAAAAAGCACACAGCAAACAUUGGGAAGGAAAACCAGAAAUAUCAAGACAAAAACAAUAGAUUUUAAGAAGAAGAAGAAUCUCUUUUUUUCCCUUUUUUUUGUUUUCUCUUUUACUUUUCUCUCUUCCUUUCCCUUGACCCUUCAUGGUAAUAUUGGACGGUGGACAAAGCCAUUGAUCAAAUACAGAAUCACGGCUUCGAUCCAGCAAAAAUACAUAUUAACAGUUUAAACAAGGUACGCGAAAAAAUAAACUACCCAAAAAGACAUCAACAAUUGAAUGAACAAGUGAAAAUGUUUCUUACAAGCAAACAGCAAACGUCAACAGACACAAAGCCCGCAACUUGGCCCAACACACAUUAAAAAUGGCAAACAGUGAAACAAAUUAAACCAAAGGAGGAGUUAACUCAAUAGAUUACUAUCCCAAAAUUUUUGUUGGGACCAUGCUAAUAGACUAUUCAAUUGAAUGGCUCCAGAAAAGAUGACUACAACAAAAGUGGAACCUUUCUUCUUAAUCUCAUCUUCAUUCCAUUCAUUUUAACCUUGCUGUUUCUCGUGGACAUCACCAUCAUCAUCAUCGGCAUCAUCAUCGUUAUUAUUCCUCUUUUUUUAUUCUUCCUCUGCAAUUCGCACUUUUUGUAACUAUUUAUUCACAGUAAUAUAUUAUCGUAAUUGAAUGGAGCAAAAAAUAAACGACUAAUUUUGCUUUGG
Molecule: messenger RNA, 2382 nt
Organism: Tetranychus urticae (two-spotted spider mite)
Lineage: Eukaryota; Metazoa; Arthropoda; Arachnida; Trombidiformes; Tetranychidae
Gene: aos
Product: protein argos
Source: RefSeq, a predicted model, not a curated record